This is a messenger RNA of Macrosteles quadrilineatus (aster leafhopper), 2108 nucleotides long. RefSeq names its product S-adenosylmethionine-dependent nucleotide dehydratase RSAD2-like. The transcript is spliced from 7 exons. Gene Ontology annotation, biological process: defense response to virus. The record is from RefSeq and is a predicted model, not a curated record. Gene Ontology annotation, cellular component: lipid droplet; endoplasmic reticulum membrane. Lineage: Eukaryota; Metazoa; Arthropoda; Insecta; Hemiptera; Cicadellidae. Gene Ontology annotation, molecular function: catalytic activity; 4 iron, 4 sulfur cluster binding. The coding region runs from base 1 to 1002 and encodes 333 amino acids.
AUGUUUGUUGAACUUUGGCACUUUAUGGUUCAGGUUUAUAUUUUUCUUUUGAAGUGGUUUAAACACUACUAUGAACCUGUGGAUAUUAAAAAUGCAGAAACUGGUAGUCAAAACAUGGUUCCUAAGAGUGUUAACUAUCAUUUUACAAGACAGUGCAAUUACCAGUGUGGAUUUUGUUUUCACACUGCUAAAAAUUCGGUUGUUUUGCCUGUGGAGAAAGCCAAACAUGGACUGAAGCUGUUAAAAGAUGCAGGAAUGGAAAAGGUCAACUUCUCCGGCGGAGAACCAUUUAUUCACAAAAAUGGGGAAUUUCUUGGUACUCUAGUGAAAUACUGCAAAGUAGACCUAAAGUUGCCCAGUGUAUCCAUUGUGAGCAAUGGUAGCCUUAUAAGGGAGGCAUGGUUUAAGAAAUAUGGAUUAUACUUGGAUAUUUUGGCAAUUUCUUGUGAUUCUUUUGAUGAAGAGACAAAUAAGAAGAUUGGUCGUGGACAAGGGCGAAACCACGUACAAAAGUUAAAGCAAAUAAGAGACUGGUGCGAAAAGUAUAAGGUAAUGUUUAAAAUCAACACCGUUGUGAACACUUACAAUGUUGACGAAUAUAUGGGAGAAUGUAUUGCUAUUCUGCGGCCAGUACGAUGGAAGGUGUUUCAGUGUUUGUUGCUGGAAGGAGAGAAUGCUGGACCUGAAGCUCUGCGGAAUGCGGAAAAGUUUGUCAUUAGCAGUGAAGAGUUUGAAGAGUUUCUAGAGCGGCAUAGUCACCUGCCUUGUUUAGUGCCUGAAAGCAAUGCUAAGAUGCAAAACAGUUAUUUGAUUUUGGAUGAAUUGAUGCGGUUUUUGGACUGUAGAGAUGGAGCUAAGAAACCGUCUAGGUCUCUCUUGGACGUUGGUGUCCACAACGCUCUGAAUGCUAGUGGAUUCGAUGAAAAGAUGUUCCGGAAGAGAGGAGGCGUAUAUGUUUGGAGCAAGAAAGAUUUAUUUAAAGACAGCGAAGAAAUGUUUUAAAACAAAUGUGUUAUUGAAGCAAACUACAUUUACCUGAUAAGGUACCUGACUUGUGUUUUAGUUAACGACAGUACGAUAAUUAUAUUAUUUUGUAAACACUAUAUACAGACUGAGGAUAACUUGUACCUGAAUUCGGCACAGGUUUUCUUAAGUUAAAAUACUGUUUAAAUAUGAACAGAAUAGAUUUAGAAUCUAAGAAUUUUGAAUUUUGUUACUUAAUCUAGAGAUACAUAGGCCUACUCUCUACAUAUGUCUUACAUGGUCUUAUGUAAUAAGAGUUACUCUUUCUAUAAGUUAUGAAUUUGAAAAUAUGACUUUGUAAGAGUAUAUUUUGAGUGUAAUUAGUCAAUUACUUAUAAGUGCUUCAAAACAGGAUUACUCCUUAUUUAGGAUUACUUAAGUUUGGACUUAUAUUGAUUUAGAAUAAUUAAUUUUCUAAUCUUUGAUAUUGUAUUUUUCAACAUUUCCCCAACUCUUCACUUUUAACGAUUAUAUUUAUAUAAUGGUUGUUAAUAACUAAAUCACAAAUACGUAAAUAGGGGAAGAAAUUAAGUAAUUAAUCAUGUGUCACAAAUGACAGUAUUGAUGAAUCAAUAUAAUCUCUAAGUUAUCUAUCUAUGUUUUUAAAACACUCAACAUGUGCAACUUAUAAUAACAAACAGCUUUUCGUUCCACCAGAAUUAGAGUUCAGUAUUUGAAUUUCUUACAUUUUUCUCUUCUUACAAACAUUUAACAGUAACUUUCAUUAAGCAACAAAUCUGUGCAAAAAAAAAAAAACACACACACACAUUCAUCAUGGGUAAACACUCAAACAAAACUUCAAUAUACUGUACAAAUAUAUAUUUUAAAACAUAAAUAUUUUAUUAGAUAUAUAGAACUCCAAAAUAUUGUAUACAUGUAUACCAAUGACUAGAAUAGAAAUAAAUAUGUAUAGUAAACAUCACAUUUACACAUUAACUUAAUUUGUUGGAACUUAUUUUGUUCAUGAACACACUCACAGUAACGACAGUUUAUUAUAUUAUAUCACUAAUAUUUAACUACAUAGUUGUUUGAUGCCUAAAACGCAACAAAAUUAUAAAUUAGAUCGUAAAGGAACUGUAAGUUAA